Cynocephalus volans (Philippine flying lemur) is the source of this 843-nucleotide messenger RNA. RefSeq names its product chromosome 10 C19orf53 homolog (gene C10H19orf53). Bases 183 to 524 code for a protein of 113 amino acids. Lineage: Eukaryota; Metazoa; Chordata; Mammalia; Dermoptera; Cynocephalidae. The transcript is spliced from 3 exons. The record is from RefSeq and is a predicted model, not a curated record.
AAACACAUCAGCAUUCAGUAAGUGUUAGCUUAUCAUCACCUUUCGUUCCAAUUUUUUGCAAAACGCUGUGAUCGACCACCCUUUCGGAGUACUGCCCCUCUAACUCCAUGCCACGUUGGAUCCCGUGAGUUCUCGCGCUCUUCCGCCCCGCUGUAUCCCAUGGUGCCCUGCGCCUUCCGCCUAUGAGGGCUCUCAGCCCCGUCUGUUCCGGCUCGUGCCCGAUCAUGGCGCAGGGGCAGCGCAAGUUUCAAGCGCACAAACCCGCGAAGAGCAAAACGUCAGCAACCGCCUCUGAGCGGAACCGGGGCCCUAGGAAAGGCGGUCGUGUUAUCGCUCCCAAGAAGGCGCGCGUCGUGCAGCAGCGAAAGCUCAAGAAGGACCUGGAGGUCGGGAUCCGGAAGAAGAUCGAACAUGACAUGGUGAUGAAAGCCAGCACCAGUCUGCCCAAGAAGCUGGUGCUGCUGAAGGCCCCGGCUAAGAAGAAAAGGGCAGCUGUCGCGUCCUCCAGCAAGACUCCUUCCUAAGAACACCAGCCUCAGUGGAGCCCAACACUGCGGCCCCCACCUCCACUCUCAGACCUUGCAGGUGACCCCACCGGCUGUGCCAUUUAAAAGAGGACCCAGCCCCCAGCACUGGGAGUCAUACUUAGAACUUCAGUGGGAGGCUGGCCCCUGAGGAGGCGAUCAGCAGAUCUGCAGUUGCAGGGUCACCUUCCUGGGAUGCCGAGAAGCCCAUGAUGGUCAGGAGGGUAUGUGCACCGACUUCUUCUGUCCCCCUCCUUCCCCUCCCUAGGUCCUGUGUCCACUGGUUUAACCCAGAGCAAUAAAGCUGGCUUUGUCAUUC